AUGGCCGGGGGCCCGGGGGCGGCCGGGGCUCCAGCCAGCUCUGAGCGCCCGCCUCCCGCCCCCGCUCGCUCGCCGGGUUCCGGGGCGGUCGCCGAGCGCGGGCGCCGGGAGGAGGCGGCGGAGGCGGCGGCGGCGGCGCAGGGCCGCCCCCGCCCGCCCGCGCCCGCCCAGCCUCUCCGGACCAAGGCGGCCCCUCCUCCCGGUCCCGGGGGCGGUGGCUCGGCCUCGCCCCCCGGGACCGGCGGCUCAGCCCCUCCGGCCUCCGUCCGCGCCAAAAAAGGCCCGGGCGGCGAUAGCUCCCCGCUCGGGUCGUCCCGGGCCGUCGGCCGGGAGGGGAUCCCAGCCCCCCAGCAGGCAGCCUCCUCCCACGCCUGGCUUCUCACUUCCGCCCGCAGGACCCCCGCCGCCCGGCUCCGGCUUUCGCGGAGGGAAACCUCUCUUCCCUCUUUCCUCCGAACAGAUGAAACAGUCAGAUUGCUUGCAGAAAGAAUAAAAGCAGAGGAAAGAAUCUACGUCUUCCAAAGGCUAAAGGACAGAGUAUUGAAAUGGCCUGGAAAGUGUUCAGCAUUAACAGCAGCAAGUCAAACGUUCACCUGGGGUGCAACUGGGAAGAAACAAAAGAAAAAUCGACGUGCAGUCAAAGAGCCGCUUCAUUUUUCUAGAAAGUGA
Messenger RNA from Orcinus orca (killer whale), 669 nucleotides. RefSeq names its product collagen alpha-1(I) chain-like. The record is from RefSeq and is a predicted model, not a curated record. The transcript has 3 exons. The coding region runs from base 1 to 669 and encodes 222 amino acids. Lineage: Eukaryota; Metazoa; Chordata; Mammalia; Artiodactyla; Delphinidae.